Lucilia cuprina (Australian sheep blowfly) is the source of this 1304-nucleotide messenger RNA. Its product is annotated as nucleolin. The transcript has a single exon. Gene Ontology annotation, molecular function: RNA binding. The coding region runs from base 130 to 1278 and encodes 382 amino acids. NCBI's taxonomy places the organism in Eukaryota, Metazoa, Arthropoda, Insecta, Diptera, Calliphoridae. The record is from RefSeq and is a predicted model, not a curated record.
AGAUGACACUUCGGCGGCAGUCAACUGUCAAACAAUUCAGAAGAUUAUUCAAAACAACACGUGCAGGGAAUUGUGUACAUUUUUAUUAAUUCGAAUAUUUAAUAUUUAAAAACUUAUAAAAAUACAAAAAUGAAACGUAAAUUUGUAAAGGCAACCAAUGUCCCUGAAGAAGAGUCUUCAGAGGAUUACGAUUCAGAAAAUGAGGCUGAUGAAGAAGAAAAUGUUGCUGAUAGUGAAGAGGAAGAAGUCGGCGAGAGUGAUGAAGAUGAUUCAGAAAUUGUUGGUGAGGAAGGAGACGACGAGAGUGAUGAAGGAGCUUUAGAUGCCAGCGAUACAGAAUCCGAUGAAGAAGGAAGUGACAUUGAGGACAAUGAACCACCAAAAACAAGAAGUGAAAUAGUAAAAGAAGAAAUAUUACAAAGAUAUCAAGAACGACAGGGCAAGCAAUUGUACAUACGAUUCCCACACAAAGUUCCUGAAACUCAAGAAGCUUUGGAGGCGAAGAUUAAAGAACUCACACCCUUAGUAGUUAAGGUACAUAAGCCACGUCAGAGAUAUGUACGUUUUUGUUUAGUCGAUUUUGCCACCAGUGAAGAUCGUAAUACUGCCCUAAAGGAGCUUAAAAAAUCCAUCAAAAGUGGCACGCUAGAGAAAUAUGUUGUAAAUAUACCACGUACAGAAAGCUCUGAAUUUGUUAAUGAAUUGGCUGAACGUAAAUUGAAAUCAAUAGAAAACAAGAAGGCUAAAAAGCGUUUAAAGAAGGCCAGCAGGAAGGCUUUGACAGAAAAUCAUUUCACAUCAUCUAUAAUUGUUUUUAAUCUACCGAAAACGACAUCGGCAUUAGAGGUACGUGAACUAUUCCCUAACGCUGUUGACAUAAACAUUAAGCCGAGCAAAGGUAAAAUGCAUAAAGACAAAAGUGUUGCUGCUAUUACUCUACCCAAUACAUUGGAAGCUAGAAAAGCUAUUAAGAAAAAGUUAUCCUUGGGAGGCAAUCAAUUAGUUAUCAAAUUCGAUAAUCAAAUGUUAAAGAAAAAGUAUAAGAAAGUCAAUAAAAAUGGACGUUUAAAACCAGUUAUAGUAAAAACUGAAGGACCAGCAAAGGAAUUGAAUAAAAACGAAGAAAAUUCAGAACCUAAAAUAAAGCAACAAAAGUUGGAAGUUACUCCAACUAAAACCACAGAUGGUAAAGUUUUAGUGAAGAAACUAAACAAAAAUAAAAAUCAGAAUAAUAAAGUUAAAAAUGUUAAAAAUACACAGAAAAAUGUAAAGAAAUAAAAAUGUUAGUACAACCAAAAAAAAAA